This is a messenger RNA of Haliotis rubra (blacklip abalone), 2320 nucleotides long. Its product is annotated as ceramide kinase-like. The transcript has 12 exons. Gene Ontology annotation, molecular function: kinase activity. Lineage: Eukaryota; Metazoa; Mollusca; Gastropoda; Lepetellida; Haliotidae. The record is from RefSeq and is a predicted model, not a curated record. The coding region runs from base 358 to 1866 and encodes 502 amino acids.
ACUCUCUCCUCUUAUCUGGCUGUACCCCUAUCUAGGUCAGUGACGAUCGCCGGCCAGGGAGGGCACUGCGGGCUGGUAUAAAGUAUUUUCGUCUCGGCGUGUGUACAUGACAAGGAUCACAACAAAUGGUAUGAAAAUAUGAUAUCACUAGUCCGCUCCUGACUGGCACGGCCGCACAGUAGCCCAGCCUCCUGGAAUAUAUACCCUCACCCUGUUCUACAGCUGCUCCUGUUCUACAGCUGCGAGGGUAUUCAACAACGCCUGUGGACUAUACCGCUCACUGUGUCGGCAGGUCGGGAUACAGAACAGAAUUAAGGCGGAAGGAAACCGUCAAAUACCAGAAAUUAUUUCACUGACAUGUACAGUGAUCAGCCCAACAUGGCGUCUGGUGUCACAGAAACCAACAACGCUACUGUCGUUACUGACAUCAAAGAGAUACCUCUGGGUGUACGGUUGGCGGGAGAAUUUACACUGUCGGGGAGAACUGUAAGGCUGGAGCUGAUCGACUCUGGUCUCACCUGGAAAGGUCAAGGUCAAACUACAGACUGUCAUGUCGACUGGGAUGACGUCAUCACUGCCUACUUGGGUGGGCUCUCCCGGGGGCCGGGCGUGAAGGCGAGGGUGGGAGUGGCGCCGGAGGAGGACAGAUUUACCCUACAUUACAUAGAACAUCAGAAGAUCAACAUCCUCAGACACAAACACGUUACGUUUAUCGGAGAGGCGGGACAGCUGAAGGAAUGGCUGGACAGUGUAGCAGAUAAAACUGGUCGUGGUCGCCCCAAAUGUCUGCUGACUCUGGUGAACCCCAUCGGGGGACAGAAGAAAGGAGCAAAGCUGUACGAGGCUAUUGUUCGACCACUUUUUGAACUGGCGGGAAUUGACGCCAAGCUUAUAAUCACAGAACGAUUCCGCCAUGCAGAAGAAAUAGCUAAAACAUAUGACUUCUCCAACGUGGACGGGUUGAUUGUGUCCGGGGGCGAUGGGUUGUUCCAAGAGGUUCUACAUACGUUAAUCCCCCGCUAUAACGAGGGGGUAGACCUUGAUGACCCAGAUGCAGAACUGAAACCUUUACCUUUCGCACUUGGCACUCUACCUACAGGAACAGGCAAUGGAAUCUCUAUGGCGUGUCACGGAUGCACGGACUUGGAGACAGCGGCACUGGUAGCCGUCAGAGGGAAGAAACACUACAUGAAUGUCAUCAGUGUUCACGAAUACCCUGGCUCCCUGAUAGGAUAUGCUGGUGUUGCCCUUGCCUAUGGAUUCUGGUCUGACCUGCUGAUUAAGACGGACGACAGUCGCUGGCUCAAGACGCUUCGUUACCAAGUGAGUAUGGUGAAGAGUAUAGCCUCUAAGAAACGUGAGUUCAAGGUCGAGGGGGAGUAUCUGCCUGCAACCAGACCAAGCAAAGAUGUCCGCGCUGGUGAAGAUGUGCCUAAAGGAGCUGACUCAGAAGGUUGGAUGAAGUUUUCCGGCACGUAUACCGGCAUUUACGGAAUGCUUGCUGGCUUCCACCGAGUGGCCGACCAGGACAAGCUGCAGAUGAACCAGCAAGGCGCCGGGAUCAACAUGCUACUGGAGAAACAGACAGGGUCACUAGCUUACAUGAAGUGGCUGUACAAGUUCCAGAACAUGAACAAUAUGGUGUACAACGCAGAGCAUAUAGAGGAGCACUAUGUGAAGGGAUACAGGUUCCGUGUAGUGGAGUCGGAGACAGAAGAGACUCAGGCUGCGACUGAGAAGAGAGAUGAACUUGAGCGCGUCAUCAGCUUCGAGGGAGAGUUCCGUCCCACCAAGUCCAAGUCAAUGGAUGUCAGAGUUCGGUCAAGGUUACUAGAAUUCUAUGCCACAGACUACGAGUAUUGGUAACAUCUCUACUACGACUAAAGCAUGGUUGUCACGGGGGCAGACAGAGAGUAACAUGGACAGGAGCGAGUGCAUAUACUUCAUAACAUUAUUGGUCGCAAUAUAGUGAGCUGUGAAUGUAAGAAUGUAGAACCGGCCUAUGUCACCUGUAUGUAUCAAGGUAUAUUCAGUAUGGAGUAUUCAUGCUGAUGUAUUUCGAAUUGUUGCACCAACGAUUUAUUUGAUAAUCCGCUUCAACAAGUGACGUCAGUGUUGUCACUUGAACCAUUGCCACAGGAGAACGUAAUCUUGCAUGUGUAACAACCCAAGUCAUUCUAGAUAGAUUCAGCGAUACUAAUGUCGGCUACUAAACCGCUUGUGUAUAUACUGAUUGUACAAUCUCUGUGUUCAAGCAAUAAGACCUGUAUAUUUCCGUUACAUCCUUGUUAUAAAAAACAUCAUACACAUUGAUUUAUCA